Messenger RNA from Dovyalis caffra, 156 nucleotides. NCBI's taxonomy places the organism in Eukaryota, Viridiplantae, Streptophyta, Magnoliopsida, Malpighiales, Salicaceae. The record is from the annotation of a GenBank genome assembly.
AUGGACCCACAAAUGACGUGGAAGUGUGGCACUAUUAAUGCCAUUGUCUCCCCCAUUACCUUCGAAAACAGCCGUUGCAAAACCAACAUCCCCACUGGUGUGGAUUUUGAAGCAGCGGUUGUGAGGUCAUCUAAGCUGGUACAAGGUGAUUGGUGG